Monoraphidium neglectum is the source of this 756-nucleotide messenger RNA. RefSeq lists its product as hypothetical. Gene Ontology annotation, cellular component: membrane. Gene Ontology annotation, molecular function: magnesium ion transmembrane transporter activity. Bases 1 to 756 code for a protein of 251 amino acids. Gene Ontology annotation, biological process: magnesium ion transport; transmembrane transport. Lineage: Eukaryota; Viridiplantae; Chlorophyta; Chlorophyceae; Sphaeropleales; Selenastraceae. The transcript has 2 exons. The record is from RefSeq and is a predicted model, not a curated record.
AUGGGCGGCGGCGCCGCGUUCUUCGGGUCGGCUUACUUUGAGCAGCGGGCGGCGCCGGCGAGGCAGCAGCAAGGGGCGCCGCGCCGGGACGGCGGCGGGCUGUUUGGCGGCGCUGAUGUCAUGCAGCGACAGCUGCUGGCGCAGUUGGCGCGGCGGCAGCGCAUGGCGGAGCUGUACACAAAGUUUGGGGACCAGCGGGGCGGCGGCGGUGCAAGCGGCACGGGUGGCGGCGGGCAGGGGCUGGGCGGCGGCGCGGCAGGGAAUGGGUCAGCGCAGUCUGUGCGUGAGGAGGGGCGGGAGUCGCGCAGCAGCCGCAGCCGCGAGGCGGACGACUUUGACCCGGAGGACGAGUACCAGGACGCCCAGGACGCCAUCGACGAGCUCGUAGAUCAAGAGGAGGAGGAGCGGGAGCUGGAGGAGGUGGAGGAUCUGCUGGAGUACUACCUGCAGCGGGCCAGCGGGACCCAGUCGGAAGCCGAGCGGCAGCUGGAGGGGGCGCGCGACCUCGAGGAGUCGAUCGGGGUCAGCCUGUCGGCGAGACGCUACGAGGUCAACCGGCUGGAGCUGAUGCUGUCGAUGGGCAGCUUCGCGGCGGCUGUCGGCGCGAUGGUCGCGGGCAUAUUUGGGAUGAACAUGAAGAGCACGCUCGAGUUCAGCGUGGCCGGGUUCUGGGGCGUCACGCUGGCGAUUGUGCUGGGGUGCUGCUACAUGUUUGUGGCGAUUAUGAGGUACACGCAGCGGCGGAAGAUCCUGUGA